AUGCCGAGAGAAGACAUAAACCUGCUCUGCGAGCGAUUUAAGACCCUUCUGGGCGAUCGACUCUCAGAAAACCAUCGAAAACAGCGCUUUUUCCCGCAUGGCACCGCGAAUGAAGUCUUCCGAAACCACAAGCCAGAUUUACAACAGCUUUUACAAUAUGUGAGCAAGGCCCUUCUAGCAGACGGGAAGCUUUUAAAGCGCGUUGCUCAUCGGAUCCUGGAAAGUCUCUCGAACGUCCUAGCAGUUGUGCUUAUGGACAGAGCGCGGAAUGACACGUCGGUCCUGGACCAGUUUCUGAGUCUGAUUCUACAUGGAGAUAACUGCGAGAGAACGACCCCAGUCUUGACCGAUGCCGAAUUGCCCAUUUCUCAAGCUAGGGCUGAAGGCCUAUUUCCGGACAGCGGAGGUGCCUUCUACACCAGGCAGCUGAGGUUCUGUGCGAUCGUGCUGCAAAAAGAAAAGGAGGUGAAAUACUUAGAUAAUGAGCAGAGCCUGUGCCCCCUCCCGUACCUGGGACAGAGGAAGAUCGGUUCUGGAGCCUUUGGGCAGGUGUGGGAAGUCGAAAUUGAAAUGCACCAUAUGCGUUCGGCGAGCGGAGACAGUGAAAAUCGAAAUCCAGUACUACUUGCGCGGAAGGACUUUCAAAUUCAGCAAGCAUUUGAUAAGGAGUUGGAAGUGUUGAGGAAUAUUAUGCACCAACCCGAAAGGCACGACCAUCUGGUGACUCUGCUCGCCAUUCUUCAACACGAAGCCACCUACAGCCUGUUCUUCCCGUUGGCGGUCUGCGAUUUGAGCCACUAUUUUGACCGUCUACACGACCCACCAGUCCCCGAAGCCCUAGAUGAGAAGAAGGCUCUCUAUCACCGUGGAGUUGCCUUGGCAGGAGCCUUGGCAUUCCUUCAUCAUGGUUUCUCUAACGUGUCAUGCUAUCAUCUGGAUUUGAAACCGCGGAAUAUCCUCGUCUAUAAUGCGGACACGGCAGAUGAAAUGUGGAAAAUCUCCGACUUCGGUCUUUCCCGAGUCAGAGUCAAGGCAAACUCGCCGAAAGAUGGCGACUCAACCAUGACAAUAGGGGUGCAGGGGACAUACUUAGCCCCGGAGUGCGCAGUACCUGGUGAGAAGGUCAGCGCUUUGAGUGAUGUGUGGUCAUUUGGCUGCAUAUUCAGUCUGGUUCUCACCUUCAUGAUGAAGGGUCGCAAUGGUAUCCUCGAAUUUUCGCGCCGACGAUAUCAGCAGCCCAAUGGUGACCUCUUCUACACCAAUCCUAAGAAGCCCCAAGUUUCGCCAGCCGUAACUCAAUGGUUUGAUCAUUUGAAAGAGUUAGCCCCAAAGGAUCCCCAUUCGAAGGUGAUAUGCGAAUCGCUUGACUUUCUGCUUAAGAAAGUUUUACUGCCUCAAAGGGAAAAUCGAAUGGGGGCGGGGGGAAUCGAAGCCCGAAUGAAAAAAAUCUGGACUGACUACAGCCGCUUAGAGCAUCAUUCAACACCUAACGGAAGGCGGCAUUCCGAUAAUACACCGCUCAGGCGGCGUAAAUGGCCGUUUGGGGCAAAUGCAAUCUCGGGGCCCACGCCACCGCCUCUGGAGGUUGGGAGCUCCGCUCGUGGAAGCAGAUUCUCGCCAGAUGGUAAAAUUCUGUGCUGUAUUUAUCCCAUCACGGGAGACUCCAUCAAUCAGAACCCAGAGCCCACAUCCCUCCCCGAAUUGGGCUCUAUAAAGAUGGCUGCCCUAUCGAAGGAUGGUGCGUUGGUUGCCUUCAUUAUUACCCAGGAACCGGGUGGGACCGAGAUGGAAUGCUUGCGAUAUCUUUGCAAAACGGAAGACUUGAUACAUACCACACGUGAUGGAGGGCACCCCUCUCCUAUAUCUAGCAGGUCAAACUCGGCAAUCUCUGCCCCUUCAUUGGGAUCCAUGACCACGAGAUCCGCUAUAAACAGGCUGGGGCCUGCCAUUGGCUCGGCUGCAGACAUUCGGUUCUUUGGCUUCACCAGCGAGGGACAAUUUCUGGUCAUGGUGACCCAAGAAGAAACGGUCAGCUUCCGUGUCCAAGCAUGGGAAACCCAGGGCGACACCCUGUACCAAGACAUGUUGAUUCCACAUAGGGGCUCUUCUGCCACAACUGCUGCACACUUUACAGCGUGCACAGUUUUUGUGCUCAGCGGAACUCUCCGUUUGGUUAUAUUGUCACAAGAGCAGUAUCUCAUCAACGCCAAUUUGUCCCAAAAGACAUGGAAGAUCAAAGAGCUGAAAAAGCAAAUGGUCCAUAUACAUCACAGCAAUGAUAACCAAACGCUGAUCUUUCUCAAGCGCGAUCGCAAACAGAUUUUUUCAUUGGCCGUCUCGGCCAUUCAUAGUACCUCUGAUCCGACCGAGAUGGCACACAUUAGUCCUCCAAAACGUAAGGACCAAAUUAGUAUUGUCAUGCGAGAGAAGGAGGGGGGGGGAUCGGAGGUAUUCUUGGCUACGGCGGAAGGCCUCUUCGAGACUGUUAAUGUGCCAGCCAAGAAAGUAUUACGAAAAUGA
Molecule: messenger RNA, 2520 nt
Organism: Penicillium canariense
Lineage: Eukaryota; Fungi; Ascomycota; Eurotiomycetes; Eurotiales; Aspergillaceae
Exons: 4
Coding region: 1-2520 (839 amino acids)
Biological process (GO): peptidyl-threonine phosphorylation; peptidyl-serine phosphorylation
Molecular function (GO): ATP binding; protein serine/threonine kinase activity
Source: RefSeq, a predicted model, not a curated record